Malania oleifera is the source of this 1054-nucleotide messenger RNA. RefSeq lists its product as uncharacterized. Gene Ontology annotation, biological process: protein secretion; intracellular transport. The transcript has 5 exons. The coding region runs from base 535 to 747 and encodes 70 amino acids. Lineage: Eukaryota; Viridiplantae; Streptophyta; Magnoliopsida; Santalales; Ximeniaceae. The record is from RefSeq and is a predicted model, not a curated record.
UUUAAGUAGCUUAAUAAUUUUUUCAUUUCACAUUCAUGUUAGGCAAGAGGGGGCUUCUACAACUUAAACUGAACUUUUCGCCAACCGGCUUAAAAAUGUGUUAAAUAACAACCUAAAGCCCAUUAACCCAGAUUCACGAUUCAUCAUUUUCGUUUAGAAGAUUUUGUGCAUUUAGGGUUUCAUUUUCAACCUCGCAGAAUCGCAAUCGCUGUCGCCGACUCGCCGCCCAUCGCUCGCUCGCUGCUUCACGAAUCACGCAGGGAGCUUUGUGAAAUCCCUCGCGGCCUCGCCCUACCUUCGCCAGUUUGCCCAUCGCUCGCUCGCUCGCCCUUAUAGUGUAGACUCUGUACACUCUACAGCCAUACAGCCUCAAUCAGCAUCGCCCUACCUUCGCCAGUUCUCCCCUACUGAUUUGUUUGCCAGAAAAUCCUCGGUUAGACCUCCUGCAAAGUAAGGCAGCAGCUACCUUCAUCCUUUCUUGAAUUUGAACUUUGAAGGAAGGAGAAGAGAAGAAGUUUGAAGGAGAAUCCUAAUAUGUCAGCACUCUUCAAUUUCCACUCAUUUUUAACAGUCGUGCUCUUAGGGAUUUGUACAUGCACUUAUUUGAAGAUGCAUUUUCCAGCAAUCCUUGAACAGAGAACUGGGUUCCGGGGUUUCUUUUGGAAAGCAGCUAGAAUAGGUGAGCGUUUGAGCCCUUGGGUGGCUGCUGGUUGCUUUACAAUGGGCGUAUCAAUCAUCUUUUUUUAAGGGAAAAGCAUGUCUCUGUACUCAUGGAUGGUGACACCGGCAUGAAUUGAAAUUUGAUGUUACUAAAUGGUGUAUGUGAUAUGGGAUUGCUAAACAAACUCUUUAGACAGCCAUUUUACAGACUCAUUCUGGAAGCAGUGCCAGCCAUUCUCCGAAAACUUGUUCCACCAUGCCCUCUUUUACACCAAUCCUAUCCAGUUUGUGAUUUUUUAUUUUUUAUUUUUUAUUUUUCCCAUUGUUGAUCAAUGGUUGGGGGACAGACUUGUAUGACAUGUAGUGCAAUUGGAUUUCAUAGUCUUUUCUUUUA